AUGGAUGAACUCGGCGAGUGGUCACCAUCCAGCCCUAGCCCAAGAACGCUGCUGUUCACGAAGGACGGCGUCGAGGUUAAGGAAUCAUCGGAAAAUGUUCAGAAACUGGAUCAUGUCGGAAUCGAUGAACAGAGAUCUAGGGCUCGACGUCGUGAAGGGAAUUUGAGCGAGAGAAUAGCUGCGAGAACGGGAGGAUUCAGUGCUCCGAGAUUGAACACAGACAACAUUGUAAGAAGACCUUUCGGUUGUUUCAUGAACUCUGGUCCUAGUACUGUCCCUUCUCCUUACAUCAUAAUCUCACCUGGCUUCAGCCCAACCUUUCUUCUCCAAUCUCCGGUCAUGCUUUCUAAUCCACUGGUUCAUUUGUCUCCGCCUGCUACUGGUAAUGGAAGUAAAUCGCUCUUUAAGGAAACAGUCGGUGAAAACAAUGUCGAUCUCUCAUCAUCCUUUGCGAUGUCUGCCCAAGAGACAAAAACCAAUAUCGAGGCCUCAUGGUCGAUAAACAAGAAUCCCGGAGCCGACAAUGUAAAUGAUCAUACUUUAAGAGCAUCUAUAAACAACCCUCAGACCCAAGAUACCGAUAUGUGUUCAUCAGAGGACAAGAUGAGAGGAAAUAAUGACAAAGCAGUGGUGGACGAAGGAGAAGAUUGCAGCUCAUCUGAAUCGAUGAAAGCUCAGUUCGAUCCGGCAGAUUCUCCAUUAUUGAUUUCCAACGAAGCUGAAGAUGAUGACGAUGACGAUCAUGGUGAUGAUGAUGAUGAUCAUGCUGAUCAUGGCGGCAGCUACAAUCGCACUGUCCAUGGCAGUGAAGGAGAAGAGGUCAAUUCCUCCAAACCAAAGAAAAGGAAACAACUUGAACUGUCGAGUAUGAUUGGAGCCACAAGAGCAGCUCGGAGGCCAAGGAUCAUUGUUCAAACCACAAGUGAUGUCGACGUCCUCGACGAUGGCUACCGAUGGCGCAAGUACGGCCAAAAGAUCGUCAAGGGCAAUCCUAAUCCAAGGAGUUACUACAAAUGCACGACUCCAGGCUGCAAUGUGAGGAAACAUGUCGAGAGAGCAUCUCAAGACAUCAAAUCAGUCAUCACUACGUACGAAGGGAAACACAACCAUGAUGUCCCUCCACCGCGCACAUGCGGCCGCCCCGGUUCGACCGGCCGGUUCGGUCUGGUACGACCUCCAGCUCAGUCUCAGUCAACCAGGCCUUCACCGCUCAGUCAACUCGGUAUGAGGUACCAGCAGCCGGGAUACCUUGGAAUGCGCCAAACCAGUUUGGCUAACCUAUACAUAACCGGCCUCUCCAAGCUUCCCCAUUUACCAACGAACCGGUCAUCGGUUUUCACGUUAUCGAAGGUUGAACCGGCAGUGGCUUCUCUUAACUUCUCCAACGGUUCAUCUGUAUACCAAGAAAUUAUGAAUCGGCUGUCUCUCGGUAACCGGCCUCUCCAUGCUUCCUGA
This is a messenger RNA of Tarenaya hassleriana, 1455 nucleotides long. RefSeq names its product probable WRKY transcription factor 10. Gene Ontology annotation, biological process: regulation of DNA-templated transcription. NCBI's taxonomy places the organism in Eukaryota, Viridiplantae, Streptophyta, Magnoliopsida, Brassicales, Cleomaceae. The record is from RefSeq and is a predicted model, not a curated record. The transcript has 6 exons. Gene Ontology annotation, molecular function: DNA-binding transcription factor activity; sequence-specific DNA binding. Bases 1 to 1455 code for a protein of 484 amino acids.